Macadamia integrifolia is the source of this 3560-nucleotide messenger RNA. Its product is annotated as probable alpha,alpha-trehalose-phosphate synthase [UDP-forming] 9. Bases 402 to 3011 code for a protein of 869 amino acids. The transcript has 3 exons. Gene Ontology annotation, cellular component: cytosol. Gene Ontology annotation, biological process: trehalose biosynthetic process. Lineage: Eukaryota; Viridiplantae; Streptophyta; Magnoliopsida; Proteales; Proteaceae. The record is from RefSeq and is a predicted model, not a curated record. Gene Ontology annotation, molecular function: catalytic activity.
UAACUCAGAAGAGAUCAACGAAAUCGGUUAUUGAUUUGUAGUAGAAGAAAAAACGAGAGAAGAGGACUUGCAUUGAUGAUGAUGAUGGUUUUCGUUCGUCAGAGCUUUAUAUAAACCUUCGUUGUUUAUCAGAGUUCUGUUCUUCUUUUGGUUUCCUCUCCUCUGCUUCAUUUGAACGGAUUUUUUUUUUAUGGGUUUCUCUUUCUCUCAUGAAUCUUCUUCUUCGACCCAUCGGAUUUUCGCUUCUUGUUUGUUAUACCCAUUUAUAAUACACCCUCCAAAGAAUCAAACCCUAAGAAUCCAGAGUACCCAAAUUUCAUUUUGGCCAGAAUUUGAUCUUUUCUGGGUCUAGUUUUGUGUUUUUAUUUUUAUUUUUUAUUGUUUUUGGAUAAGAGUUAAGGAUGUUCUCUAGAUCGUGUGCGAAUUUGUUGAAUUUGGUAUCUACCGGGGAGGAUUUCCCCCAUAUCAAACGAACAAGGAAUCGGCUUCCGAGGGUCAUGACUGUUCCUGGUAUAAUCUCUGAUUUUGAUGACGAUGACGAUGAGGGUCGAAGUGAUUGCGGGGUUUCAGAUGUUGUAUCCUCUGUUUCGCAGGAAAGGAGGAUUGUCGUUGCAAAUCAGCUCCCCUUAAAAUACCAGCGUGAUUUGGAGACCAAAAAAUGGUGUUUUGAAUGGGAUAAAGAAGCGCUUGUGUUGCAGCUCAAAGAUGGGUUCUCCGCUGAUGUCGAAGUUGUUUAUGUUGGUUGCUUGAAGGUUGAGAUCGACGUUUCAGAGCAAGAAGAGGUAGCACAGUUGCUUCUUGACAAGUUUCGGUGCGUCCCUACCUUUUUGCCUUCCGAUAUUCAGAAUAAGUUCUAUCAUGGUUUCUGUAAACAACACCUGUGGCCUCUGUUCCAUUACAUGUUACCCAUAUCUCCUAACCAUGGAGCGCGUUUCGAUCGGGCUCUGUGGCAGGCCUAUGUUUCUGCCAACAAGAUUUUUGCAGAUAAAGUGAUUGAGGUGAUAAACCCAGAUGAGGAUUCUGUGUGGGUUCAUGAUUAUCAUCUCAUGGUGCUUCCCACUUUCUUGAGGAAACACUAUCACCGUGUGAAGCUUGGAUUUUUCCUGCACAGUCCUUUUCCCUCAUCAGAAAUAUAUAGAACACUGCCUGUGAGGGAUGAGAUCCUCCGGUCUUUACUGAAUUCUGAUCUUAUUGGUUUCCAUACGUUUGAUUAUGCUAGGCAUUUCUUGUCUUGCUGUAGUAGGAUGUUGGGUCUAGAUUAUGAAUCUAAGAGGGGUUACAUUGGGCUUGAGUAUUAUGGCCGGACUGUGAGCAUUAAGAUUUUACCUGUUGGGGUACACAUGGGUCAGCUUGAAUCUGUUCUCUCACUCUCGGAGACUGCCAAGAAGGCCCAAGAGCUGAAAGAAAGAUUUGAAGGAAAGAUUGUAAUAUUGGGAGUGGAUGAUAUGGAUAUGUUUAAGGGUAUUAGUUUCAAGUUUCUUGCAAUGGGACAGCUCCUAGAACAGCAUCCUGAAUUGAAAGGGAAGGUGGUUUUAAUUCAGAUUGCAAACCCUGCGAGGACUCGGGGUAAGGAUAUAGAGGAGGUUCAAGAAGAGACCCAUCUAAUUGCAAAAUCCAUCAAUGAGAAGUAUGGGAGGCCCGGGUAUGAGCCGAUUGUCUUCGUCAAUGGUUAUGUUCCCACAUUUGAGAAGGCUGCAUGUUAUGCCAUUUCUGAGUGUUGUGUGGUGAAUGCAGUGAGGGAUGGAAUGAAUUUGGUGCCUUACGAGUACACAGUUUGCAGGCAGGGUAGCCCUGUUUUAGAUGAGGCUUUGUGCAUUGAUGGGUCAAACACUCGAAGGAAGAGCAUGAUCGUUGUGUCUGAGUUCAUUGGGUGUUCACCCUCUCUUAGCGGUGCCAUUCGAGUCAACCCGUGGAAUAUUGAUGCGGUCUCUGAAGCCAUGAAUUUGGCAAUCACCAUGCCGGAGGCUGAAAAACAGAUGCGCCAUGAAAAGCACUAUAAAUAUGUUAGCUCUCAUGAUGUUGCCUAUUGGUCUCGGAGUUUCGAUCAGGACUUAGAGAGAGCUUGCAGAGAGCAUUUCCUCAGGAGAUGUUGGGGUAUUGGUUUUGGUUUGGGCUUCAGGGUUGUUGCUUUGGGGCCUAAUUUCAGGAAGCUUUCAGUUGAGCACAUUGCCCCUGCAUAUAGGAGGACAAAUAGCAGAGUGAUCCUUCUGGACUAUGAUGGCACCAUGAUGCCACAAGCAUCCGUCGACAAGACUCCUAGUAAUGAAGUAAUUUCAGUCUUGAAUAGUUUAUGCAGCGAUCCGAAGAAUAUUGUUUUCAUUGUGAGUGGCAGAGGAAAGGAUUCUCUAAGCAGAUGGUUUUCUCCCUGUGAGAAGCUGGGUAUUGCUGCUGAGCAUGGCUACUUCACAAGGUGGAGUAGAGAUUCUGAAUGGGAGUCUCCUCUAUUAGCAACAGACUUUGAUUGGAUAAAGAUCGCUGAGCCUGUAAUGGAACUUUACACGGAAACAACCGAUGGAUCAUAUAUUGAGCAUAAGGAGAGUGCAUUGGUGUGGCACCAUCAAGAAGCUGACCCAGAUUUUGGGUCCUGCCAGGCAAAGGAAUUGCUUGAUCAUCUGGAGAGUGUGCUCGCUAAUGAGCCCGUCCUGGUCAAAAGAGGUCAACACAUUGUUGAAGUGAAACCACAGGGUGUAAGCAAGGGUAUAGUUGUUGAAAACCUUAUAUCAACCAUGUUGAAUAGGGGAAAGCCACAGCCACCAGAUUUUGUGCUAUGCAUUGGAGAUGAUAGAUCAGAUGAAGACAUGUUCGAGAGCGUUGCGAGAUCUGUAUCAAAUCCAUCAUUGCCGGCCACAGCCGAAGUGUUUGCCUGCACUGUUGGUCAGAAGCCAAGUAAGGCAAAGUACUAUCUAGAUGAUACAGUUGAUGUCAUCAAGCUGCUUCAAGGCAUUGCUGCAGUAGCAGUGCAGCCAUCAAAGCCUGCACAUUUUCAGGUGUCCUUUGAGGGCUCUCUUUGAAAGAAAUUAUGGUGGUGUUCUUCUCUGUCAAUAUCAUCAUCAUCAUCUAUUUGUUUCAAGAUUGAAGAUGGGGUUCAAAUUUUAGAAAGAAAAAAAGAAGUCUGCAGACACUCUCUGUGGUUACUGGGAACAGAAGGAAGUGGGUCUGAUCAUAAUCCAUAAACAAAGUUUCAAAGCUGCCUUUGUACAGAUAGAUAGAUAAUGCAUACAAGCAGUGGUCAUUUGAAACCCAAUACUGAAAUUCUAGAAGCUCAAUUGUUGGAUAGGAUGAUGAUGUUGAUCUCUCAAAUACCUUAUUUGAGGUGGAAGUCUUUGACCCAUUUGUUUCUUAUCAUCAUCAUCUUCAUCUUCUUCAGUUUAUUUUAUUUCUUGAUCUCUCCCACGGAAGCUAUGGAUUCAAAACCUCUCUCCACCCCUCUCCAUUGUAGAUUGGAAUGAUAUCAUCUAAUAAUAAAAUGACAUAUAUUGUUUAGUGAUUUGAACAUGAAUGUACAGAAAACCUUUAUACUAAUGGCAAAGAUAUUACAUGAUCAUGAUCAUGUUUGUACA